CCGUCCGGUCAUUUCCUUGAAUGUUGUUCGUCUUUGCUCGACGAGCGAGCGUUCGUCACUUUUGUCUUGGCGGAAAAGUGGAGAAAAACAUCUUUGGAUUUUGCCACCGACAUCAUGAACUUGCUGUUGUUCUUUCUUCUGGCCGUGCAAAUGCACAGCGUGACGCCUGUGAUUCACACGCUGAAGUAUUUCCAAACUGCGUCCUCUCAAGUUCCAAACUUCCCAGAGUAUGUGGAGGUUGGUUAUGUUGAUGAAGUUCAGAUUGUUCACUACGACAGCAACAGCAGGAAAGCAGAAGCCAAACAGGACUGGAUGAACAAAAUCACAGCAGAGGAUCCAAACUACUGGCAGGGACAGACUGAGAUCAAUGUUGGUAAUGAACAGGUCUACAAAAUCAGCAUUGAAAAUCUUCAGAAGCGUUUCAACCAAACUGGAGGUGUUCACGUUCUCCAGUGGAUGUUUGGCUGUGAAUGGGAUGAUGAGACUGAUGAGGUUAAUGGUUGGCAUCAGGAAGGUUAUGAUGGAGAAGACUUCAUAUCGUUGGACAUGAAGACAUGGACAUAUACCGCAGCAAAACAACAAGCUUUCCGUGACAAACUCCAGUGGGACCAUAACAAAGCUCAUCUAGACUACCAGAAGUUUUACUUCACUGAGAGGUGUCCUUCUUACUUGAAGAAGUAUGUGAACAAUGGGAGGAAGGUCCUAAUGAGAACAGAGCUUCCACAGGUGUUCCUCCUCCAGAAGACGCCGUCCUCUCCGGUCAGCUGCUUGGCGACGGGUUUCUACCCCGACCGAGCCGACCUGUUUUGGAGGAAAGACGGCGAGCAGCUCCACGAGGACGUGGAGCACGGAGAGCUCCUCCCCAACCACGACGGAACCUUCCAGAUGUCGUCGGACCUGAAAGUGGAGGUGACGGCCGACGUGGAGGGCAAGUACGAAUGUGUGUUUCAGCUGGCUGGCGUGGAGGAGGACGUGGUCACCAAGCUGGAGAGAAGACGCAUCCUGAGCAACGCCAGAGAUGAAGUCAACUGGAAGGCCGCCGUCGCUGCCACGGCGGUGAUCUUCGCUGCGGCGGUCCUCCUGGCGGUCGUCAUCACGGUCAAGCAUCACAGAAAGAGACAAGGAGACAUUUCAGCCAAUUACCAUCCAGCUCCUCGCGACGUAGGAGCCAAGCUCUCAGAGAAGGUGGCGGCUGAAGACUGAGUGAGACACGGCGGCCGUCACGCGAGAGAUGUCUCCAUCGCUGAGGGACGUCAUCGCACUUGGAGAUGAGAUGGAGAUGUGCUUUGGUCUCCAUCAAGCUGCUCCUCACGUUCUACGAUGUCUUCUGGGGGGUCUUUGCGGCUUUGUGAACACGUUGUGAUCCAAUAUUUUAGGUGUUUGAUUGAUUUUGAUCGUUGUGUGCGUGGAGUUGCUAUCACGUGUGUCACGUGUCUUUCAAUAAAUCUCUUGGUUCGUUCUCCACUUGCUUUG
Molecule: messenger RNA, 1473 nt
Organism: Dunckerocampus dactyliophorus (ringed pipefish)
Lineage: Eukaryota; Metazoa; Chordata; Actinopteri; Syngnathiformes; Syngnathidae
Product: H-2 class I histocompatibility antigen, Q9 alpha chain-like
Exons: 7
Coding region: 115-1203 (362 amino acids)
Biological process (GO): immune response
Cellular component (GO): external side of plasma membrane
Source: RefSeq, a predicted model, not a curated record